Messenger RNA from Hemiscyllium ocellatum (epaulette shark), 1701 nucleotides. Its product is annotated as oocyte zinc finger protein XlCOF6.1-like. Gene Ontology annotation, molecular function: DNA-binding transcription factor activity; RNA polymerase II cis-regulatory region sequence-specific DNA binding. The transcript is spliced from 2 exons. The record is from RefSeq and is a predicted model, not a curated record. Lineage: Eukaryota; Metazoa; Chordata; Chondrichthyes; Orectolobiformes; Hemiscylliidae. Gene Ontology annotation, biological process: regulation of transcription by RNA polymerase II. Bases 453 to 1664 code for a protein of 403 amino acids.
AGGUAAUAAGGUGAAAGGGAAUAAUGGACAAAGCACUGAAAACAAUGCUGACUCUAAUUCAGCAAAGUAUUUGAAGACUGAAGUUUAAAAAUCAACAGAUGAAGGGCCUAUGCCUGAAUCGUCGAUUCUCCUGCUGUUUGGAUGCUGCCUGACCUGCUGUGCUGUUCCAGCACCGCACUUUUCAACUCCUCUCCAGCCUCUGCAGUCCCCACUUUCACAUCAAUGUCUGACAGUCACUCAAUCCAUCGGGACCUCAACGAUUUUCAACUAUGAUUCUGUGAGAAGGAGCAAAACAUUUUGGUUCCUGUUUCAGACCAUUUUCAGCAUCAGCGGGACUGGAUGAGAGUCUCUACUGUUACAGCGCACUUUGUGUAAAGCCUGAAACAGUUAUACGGCCAGGAAAGAGGAAUUUACUGUGGGCAGGGGCCGUACAUGGGGCUGUAGCUGCGGCCAUGGUGAAACCAGAGGAAUCCCACACUGUGGAGAAACCGUGGAAGUGUUGCGACUGCGGGAGAGGCUUCCAUGCCCCAUCUGUCCUGGAGAUUCAUCGGCGAAGUCACACCGGGGAGAGGCCAUUCUCCUGCCCCGAGUGCGGGAAAGGCUUUACCUGCUCCUCCCACCUGCUGGACCACCGCCGAGUCCACACUGGGGAGAAGCCAUUCUCCUGCCCUGAAUGUGGGAAGGGCUUCACCUACUCCUCCCACCUGCUGGCCCACCAGCGCGUCCACGCUGGGGAAAGGCCCUUCCCCUGCUCUGAGUGUGGGAAGGCCUUCAGCAAAUCCUCGGACCUGCUGAAGCACCAACGGGUCCACAGAGGGGAGAGGCCAUUCAGCUGCCCUGAGUGCGGGAAGGCCUUCAGUGAUUCCUCUACCCUGCUGAGGCACCAGUGGGUCCACAUCGGGAAAAGGCCGUUCUCGUGCCCUGAGUGCAGGAAGGGCUUCACCCGCUCUUCCGCUCUGCUGACCCAUUUGCGGGUCCACACGGGUGAGAAGCCCUUUAGCUGCCCUGAGUGCAGGAUGGCCUUCAGCAGGUCUUCCCACCUGCUGAGGCACCAGCGAGUCCACACUGGGGAGAGGCCGUACUCCUGCCUCCAGUGCGGAAAGUGCUUUACCCAGCCCUCCAACCUGCUGACCCACCAGCGGAUCCACACCUGCGAGAGACCGUUCUCCUGCCCCGAGUGCGGGAAGGGUUUUGCUGUUUCCUCCCACCUCGUGGCCCACCGGCGGGUCCACACAGGGGAGAGGCCAUUCAGCUGCCCCGAGUGCAGGAAGGCCUUCAGCGAUUCCUCUGCUCUGCUGAAGCACCAGCGAGUCCACACCGGGGAGAGGCCCUUCAGCUGCCCUGAGUGCGGGAAGAGGUUUACAUUUUCCCGCAACUUACGGAAGCACCAGCGGGGGCACCAGCGCUCACAACAAUCAGAUUCCACCACUGACACUGCUGUGAGUCCCCCCAGGACUGAUUCUCCUGACAGUGGGUGCAGUGGGAGAGUUGGUGCACUGUAUUUGUUUUCCGUUGGACUGCAACCCCAUGGUGACUCAGUGAUUAGCACUGCUGCCUCAUGGCACCAGGAACCAAGGAUCAAUUCCACCCUUGGGGCAACUGUCUGUGUGGAGUUUGUGGAGGGUAGGAGAAUGGAUGAGAUAAGAAACCGCUGCCUGCCUUGAGACAAGUCUCCUGGAGAGAACUUGCUGACUGAUUGAU